Molecule: messenger RNA, 2913 nt
Organism: Rhododendron vialii
Lineage: Eukaryota; Viridiplantae; Streptophyta; Magnoliopsida; Ericales; Ericaceae
Product: LEAF RUST 10 DISEASE-RESISTANCE LOCUS RECEPTOR-LIKE PROTEIN KINASE-like 1.1
Exons: 4
Coding region: 693-2669 (658 amino acids)
Biological process (GO): protein phosphorylation
Molecular function (GO): ATP binding; protein kinase activity
Source: RefSeq, a predicted model, not a curated record
GAAAGCAUCCCAUCCGCAAGCCAUUUUCGGCGACCUUGACUCACUAUUUCUCUAUCACCUUUUGCUCUCUCUGCAACUUGGAUAUUUUCUUGCCCCAUUUUUCACACCACCCACAUUAGCCCAUCCAAGAGUACACAUCUCGAUCUAGAGAGAGAGAAGUGUCAAUGGGUCAAUUUUUUUUUUUUUUGUAAUGCAGGAAGUCCCGAGCUAACUUGCGAGCACAUUGAGGUAAAUCUUACAGCUUUCCACAGUUUUUUCACAUGCUUGCGAGCGGUGUAAGAACCGAAGAAUUAUUUAUAAGAAAAAUCAAACUUAAAACCUUGAAAGAGAACAAACUUUUAGGUUUUAAGCCAAGACCACCCGGCUAACUCUUGCGGAUCAUGAAGGGUCAAGUUGCCGAGUCAAUGAAGGAGAUGAGCAUUAAACUCCCAUGGAGUCUAUUUGCCAACCGACCCUUGCUAUCCAACACAAAAGUAGUGGUCCUAGUUCCCCCUUCGUUUCAAUCGGACUUUUCAAUCGGACUUCUUUCAAGUCGUCCAAAAUAGCCAAAUUUCCAAGUCGACAGGCGUGCAAAGCAUAGAUACACCCUCUAUUUCUUGACAAAAUCCACAAAAAGAACCUUAUUUUAAGGAAGAAAACUCCGCUAUGUUACUAGUUGUUCAUUAAUCUGUCCUCCAAAUUGGGCAACCAAAAUGGGUGUUCCCUCUGUUUUGGCACUCUUGCUUCUCUUUCAUCUACUGUUUCUUCAUCUCUCUUCUGGGAAAUGUCCAGACUCCUUCGACUGUGGAACUCAUGGCCAAAUCAGAUACCCUCUGUCCAACUCCACAUUCCCCAAUUGUGGGCUCUACACCGUACAAAAUUGCACAGACCCAGUUCCAAAACUCAACUUGGGAGCGGAGGGACUGUACUAUGACCUUAAUACUACCAAUGUCUCAGAAAAUUCCAUUAGGGUUAAUGACCCACGUCUAGGGAACAUCAUUAGGACAAACGGUUGCGACGUUUUCGGGUUUUACUUGAACUGGACUCUUCCAAGUAAACCCCCUAUUUCUGUCACAAUAUCACCCGGUCUCACAUUGUUCAAAUGCACUAACAUAAGCCCUGAACUUGACAAGAAAAGAGAUGAGUAUUUUCGUGGCAAUGACUGUUACAGAGGCUGCAGUGGAUACACUGUCUACUAUGAGUAUACAAAACAUGACCAGGUCUCAAGAAGUCUCAGUUUUCCUCGUAAUUGUUCGGUUAUUGAAUUGCCAGUGGUACCCAAACUCGGGAACCGAAAUGUCAGUAAUUUGUUCUCUGUGUUGGCUUCUGAGUUCUCCAUUAGGUUUCAUGUAUCCGAGGCAUGUCAAGAAUGUCAACACAAGGGGGGGCAGUGUUCUCAUGAUGGCACUGGCUUCCAGUGCAGAGAUGAGAAGGAAGAAGGAAUUAACUUGAAAUUGAUACUAGGAACAGCUAUACCUGGAGUACUCGUGAUCCUUCUGCUAUGCUUGGUCAUAAUAAUAUGGCGCCACAACAAAUGGAAUCAUGUUUCAUCGUACAUCUCUUCAAAGAACACUUCCUCUGAUCACUUAUCAAAAGCAGACCUUGAAGGCGGUAGUGCCUACUUUGGUGCCUCUGUCUUCUCCUAUGCUGAACUCGAAGAAGCCACUCAUGACUUCGAUCCUUCAAAGGAAUUGGGAGAUGGAGGUUUUGGCACUGUGUACCAUGGAAAACUCCAGGACGGAAGGGAUGUUGCUGUCAAGCGUCUAUACGAGCACAACUACAAGCGGGUGAAGCAGUUCAUGAACGAAGUCGAAAUCCUUACCUGUUUGAGCCACCCCAAUCUGGUCACCCUUUAUGGUUGCACCUCCCGCCACAGCCGGGAACUACUACUCGUCUACGAGUACAUUCCCAAUGGCACUGUGGCGGAUCAUCUACACGGUGAUCGAGCAAAGGACAGUUUGCUUGCAUGGCCUAUUCGCAUGAACAUAGCCAUUGUAACUGCCAGUGCAUUGGCUUAUCUCCAUGAUUCUGAUAUCAUCCACCGCGAUGUGAAGACUGACAACAUACUCCUUGACAAUGAUUUUCACGUCAAAGUUGGAGAUUUCGGGCUCUCGAGAUUCUUCCCCAUCCAUGCCACUCACGUCUCAACGGCUCCACAGGGCACUCCCGGUUAUGUUGAUCCUGAGUACCAUCGAUGUUACCAGCUUACUGACAAGAGUGAUGUUUAUAGCUUUGGGGUUGUUCUUAUUGAGCUCAUAUCAUCACUGCCAGCUGUUGACAUUAACAGGAAUAGGGAUGACAUUAAUUUGGCUAAUUUAGCAGUAAACAGGAUCCAAAACCGUUUAAUCCAUGAGUUGAUUGAUCCGUCUCUUGGGUAUGAGUCAGAUCCUUCGAUUGAGAGGAUGACUUUGUCAGUGGCAGAGGUGGCUUUUAGGUGUUUGCAACUUGACAAGGACAUAAGGCCUACGAUGGAAGAGAUUUUGGAGGCUUUGAUGGAGAUUCAGGCGUACAAAGAUGAGAAUGCUGGGAAGAUAAUUGACGAUGGUAGCGCGUUAACAACUAGAAGGCCUCCUACUUCACCUGAUGGCGAAGAUGUUGUGUUGCUGAAGAACACCAAGGCGCUAGUUUCACCAGCUUCGGUGACCAAUAGAUGGGUUAGUACCUCUACCACGCCCACCUCCAGUGAGUAAGGCUUCGUUUCAUUCUACUUUUGCUUGAAGAUAGCUAUGCCAAGAAAAUAAGCUUAACACUCGUAGCUAUGCAACUGAGUAAGUAGUUCAAAUUCAGUUUCCAUUUUGUUGUAUAUCGAAAUGAAUAUAUAUGGUCUGAUAAUUCUAUUGAGAGAAUGUGUAUAGUGAGUGCAUGGAGCUCUCAGUUGUGUAUUUGUUCGUUUAUUGAGAUUUUUGAAGUCAUGGCUCAGUUCUCAUUGUGCAA